AUGUCUAGCCAGGAUCGGCCCCUUGGCGUGACGCCGCCCAUUUCGACCAGCUUGCCAACAGAUGCAGAGCAUGCGGUAAACGAAUCCCUUUUAGAGGAGCUCAAGAGACAGAACACCUUCGAGUCGCCCGCCGAGACAGCCAAACGGGAGAAGGUGCUUGAGCAGCUUCAGUUAAUCUGCAACGAGUUCGUCCGACGAGUAGCGCGAGAGCGAGAGGCAGGGAGUGAGGCGCUCAUCAAAGAGGCCCGGGGUAGGAUAUUUACCUAUGGUAGUUUUCGGCUCGGUGUCUAUGGUCCGGGUUCUGAUAUCGAUGCCUUGGUCGUCGCCCCUAAAUAUGUCACACGCGACGAUUACUUCAAGCUCUUCCCGGGACUACUUCAGGAAAUUCCCCCCACUGGAGCCAUCACCGACUUGGCCGUUGUCUCCGAUGCCUUUGUCCCCAUCAUCAAGUUUGACUUCCUGGGAAUCAGUAUCGACCUGAUCUUCUCCAGGAUCGCCAGCUUGAAGCAACUCCCCAAAGACAAAGAUUGGAAUUUAAAGGAUUCCAACAUUCUUCGGGGCUUGGAUGAGGCAGAACUUCGCUCGCUCAAUGGCACUCGAGUCACUGACGAGAUCAUUAGCCUUGUCCCAGAGCCCAGUACGUUCAGGCUGGCUCUUCGUGCCAUCAAAUUGUGGGCGCAGCGUCGAGCUGUAUACGCGAACAUUAUGGGUUUUCCUGGUGGAGUUGCUUGGGCAAUGCUGGUGGCGCGAGUAUGCCAGCUCUACCCCAAGGCCACCAGCUCUGUUGUGGUCAACAAGUUCUUUCACAUAAUGCGUCGUUGGCCCUGGCCACAGCCAGUUCUUCUUAAAGCCGUAGAGAGCGGGCCCCUGCAAGUCCGUGUUUGGAAUCCGAAGCUUUAUAAAGGCGACCAAUUCCAUCUUAUGCCAAUCAUCACACCCGCAUAUCCAUCCAUGUGCGCUACAUACAACAUUACGAAGUCGGCCAUGACGGUCAUACAACGGGAACUCCAGCGUGGAUGCGAAAUCACAGACAGUGUCAUGAUGUCAAAGCAACCAUGGAGCGAUCUCUUCGUCAAACAUGCCUUUUUCACCUCCGACUACAAGCACUAUAUCUCGGUCAUUACCACGAGCACAACAAAAGAGGCCCAUAAGAUCUGGUCCGGCUAUGUCGAAUCCAAAGUUCGCGUCCUUGUGCAAGGUUUAGAACAGCAUCCGUCGAUUGCUCUGGCGCACGCUUUCAACAAAGGUUACGAUCGCCGCCACAAAUGCUCCAGCGAGCAGGAGAUCAAUCAGGUCCAGGAGGGCAGUUUAGACUACCUCCUCAAGGCAGGGGAUUCGAGCGCCGGCGAUCCUGCGGAGGGGAAUAAAAGCCCUCGAAGACCGGCCGAUGGCGAACAUCCAGAAAUCACCCCAGAAGCAACGGAGACGAUAGUCUUCACGACGACGCAUUACAUUGGCCUCGAACUGGUGGAAGGCGCCAAAUCUCUCGACCUCUCCUACCAGGUCGACAGCUUUAAGCAGCUCUGCGGGCAAUGGGAGAAAUUCAAUAGUAACUUGAAUUACCUGUCUGUGCAGCACGUCCGAAAUGUCAAAUUGCCCGACGAUGUCUUCGAACCGUGUGAAACAAGACCACAGAAGAAGUCUGCUACGAAUGGAUCUUUGCAGAAAAAGAAACGCGGUGCAUCCGAGGUAGACAUGCACCCACCGGCGAAGCGUCAGCAGUCCUCCGUCACAGCGGCAGGUUGA
This is a messenger RNA of Sodiomyces alkalinus F11, 1746 nucleotides long. Its product is annotated as Poly(A) polymerase. The record is from RefSeq and is a predicted model, not a curated record. Gene Ontology annotation, molecular function: poly(A) RNA polymerase activity; RNA binding. The transcript is spliced from 6 exons. Lineage: Eukaryota; Fungi; Ascomycota; Sordariomycetes; Glomerellales; Plectosphaerellaceae. The coding region runs from base 1 to 1746 and encodes 581 amino acids. Gene Ontology annotation, cellular component: nucleus.